Balaenoptera musculus (blue whale) is the source of this 6062-nucleotide messenger RNA. It is a transcript of the gene UBN1, whose product is annotated as ubinuclein 1. Lineage: Eukaryota; Metazoa; Chordata; Mammalia; Artiodactyla; Balaenopteridae. Gene Ontology annotation, cellular component: nucleus. The record is from RefSeq and is a predicted model, not a curated record. The coding region runs from base 19 to 3984 and encodes 1321 amino acids. The transcript has 17 exons.
UGGAGUGAGCCCUGUCACAUGACGGGGGCCGGCCGUAACCGGCCACGCCGCUGCUUUGACGUCACCGCGCCCGUCGGAACUUAUUGGCCGGUCGAGCAGCACGUGACUCGGGAGCAGCGGUCUCCGCGCGCUGGAUCCCGGAGACUCCCGGCUCCUUCCCCCUCCCUCCGGCUUGUGACAACGAAGCGCCGGGGUCUGAGGCGGCGGCGACGGUGCGGCCGGCCAGACGAGCUAGGGAGCCGGCCCUGUGGCCGCCCCGCCCCCGGGCCCUGGCCUCCAGCUCCCUCCCCCUCGGCGCUUCCGUUACGGCCGUUAGUCCCUCGCGGGCCCCGGGGCCGGCCGUGUUGCCGCGCCGGCAGCUGCCCUGACGGACUUCAGCGCGGCCUGGAAGACAGCCUCCGCCCGCGUCCGGGGCCCCGCACCUGGCGGGCUCUGCGUGGUCGCCCCCGGGCGGCGGACAGGUCCUUCGGAGCGCGCUUUCUAAAGGCCGGCGUCCGGGGAGCCGCUCCGAGCCUGCGUCCGCGCCCCAAGUUCUCCAGGGGCGAAGUGCUGCCCGCCCCGAGGCUCCGAGUUGCCUGGCCGGCGUGGAGCCGGCGUCUCUCCGCUUCCUCUUGGAUCGGCGCGGCGGCACGGCCGGCGAAGCUCCCCCCGGGCGCGCGGGGACCCGGCCAUGGGCCGCGACGCGGGCCGGCCGCCCGCCGGGAGGCAUGGCUCGGGGGCCGGCCGCUAGCAGCGCCGCAGCCCGGGCUCCCGGGCCGGCAUGAGGACGGCCGCGGGGGGACGAGUGCGGCCCGCGGGGCCGUAGCCUGCGUUGCGCCGGUGACAAAGAAGAAAGAUCUCUCGGAUCCUUUCAAUGAUGAAGAAAAGGAAAGGCAUAAAGUGGAGGCCCUUGCCCGGAAAUUUGAAGAAAAAUAUGGUGGAAAGAAACGUAGAAAAGACCGAAUACAGGACUUGAUUGAUAUGGGUUAUGGUUAUGAUGAAUCUGAUUCCUUCAUCGAUAACUCUGAGGCGUACGAUGAGCUUGUUCCUGCUUCUUUGACUACAAAGUAUGGAGGAUUUUACAUUAACUCGGGAACGCUGCAGUUUAGACAGGCGUCGGAAUCUGAGGAUGACUUCAUUAAAGAAAAGAAGAAAAAAUCUCCAAAGAAGCGGAAGUUGAAGGAAGGUGGUGAGAAGAUAAAGAAGAAGAAAAAAGAUGACACUUAUGACAAGGAGAAGAAAUCGAAAAAGUCCAAGUUUUCCAAAGCCGGCUUCACAGCCCUCAAUGCCAGUAAGGAGAAGAAGAAAAAGAAGUAUUCUGGGGCUUUGAGCGUUAAAGAGAUGCUGAAGAAAUUUCAGAAGGAGAAAGAGGCUCAGAGGAAGAGGGACGAAGAGCAUAAGCCCGUAGCAGUCUCGUCGGUGGAAGCUCAGGGCCUGCGGGAAUUGGAGGGCACCUCUGACCCUUUGCUCUCGCUCUUCGGCUCCACUUCUGACAACGACUUGCUGCAGGCGGCCACCGCCAUGGACUCGCUGACUGAUUUGGACUUGGAGCAGCUGCUCAGUGAGUCUCCAGAAGGAAGCCCCUUCCGCGAUAUGGAUGAUGAAAGCGAUUCCCUUGGGGUGGGACUGGACCAGGAAUUCAGGCAGCCCUCUUCCCUUCCCGAAGGCCUGCCUGCGCCCCUGGAGAAGCGCGUUAAGGAGCUGGCUCAGGCUGCCAGAGCUGCUGAGGGAGAAAGCAGACAGAAGUUCUUCACCCAGGAUAUUAAUGGCAUCCUCUUAGACAUAGAGGCGCAGACCCGGGAGCUGAGCAGCCAGACCCGUUCCGGGGUAUAUGCCUACCUUGCUUCCUUCCUGCCCUGCAGCAAAGACACCUUGGUCAAGCGCGCACGAAAACUUCACCUCUGUGAACAGGGGGGGCGUCUGAAGGAGCCUCUCCAGAAGCUUAAGGAAGCCAUUGGCAGGGCAAUGCCAGAACAGAUGGCCAAGUACCAGGAUGAAUGCCAGGCACACACGCAAGCCAAGGUCGCUAAGAUGCUGGAAGAGGAGAAAGACAAGGAGCAGAGAGAACGGGUUUGUUCUGAUGAGGAAGAAGAUGAAGAAAAGGGGGGCAGGAGGAUAAUGGGACCCCGGAAGAAAUUCCAGUGGAAUGAUGAAAUCAGGGAGCUACUCUGUCAGGUGGUGAAGAUCAAACUGGAGAGCUAUGACCUGGAGAGGAACAAGGCCCAAUCCUGGGAGGACUACGUGAAGGCAUUUCUGGAUGCUGAGGUCAAACCUCUCUGGCCCAAAGGCUGGAUGCAGGCCAGGACUCUGUUUAAGGAGAGCAGACGAGGCCACGGGCACCUGACGUCAAUCCUGGCCAAGAAGAAAGUAAUGGCCUCUUCCAAAAUGAAGGUGAAGGAAUCAUUGACUAAGCCUGAUAAAAAGGCUUCCGUCCCAUCAGGCCAGAUUGGCAGCCCCCUUGCUUUGCCUUCAGAACACCUGGGAGGAGGCCUGAGCAUUGGGGCUGCAAACAGGGAGCUCUCAUCCCAGGCAUCUGGCAGCCUUGCUAAUCCUGCUCCUAUCAACGUGGAGGACUCGUUGGAUGGAGACUUGAUCCGUAAUUCGGCCUCCUCGUUGGAGGCUGUGUCCAAGGAACUGGCUGUACUGAACAGCAGAGCCAGCGGGAGCUCUGAGUUCACACUGCCUGCACCCUCAAAAGUGCCUGCAGAGAAAGUCACAGGUGUUUUAUGUACGGAAGAAAAAAGGAACUUUCCGAAGCCCAGCCCUUCUUCUGCCCCACCACCCUCUAGCUCCCUGCAGUCACCCCUCAAUUUUCUGGCUGAACAGGCUCUGGCACUGGGGCAGUCCUCUCAGGAGAAAAAACCAGAGAGUUCUGGCUACAAAGAACUGUCCUGUCAGGCUACCCUCAGCAAGGGCCUGCCAGAAGUGCAGCAGUCCAAAGCAAAGCACCACAGUUUGCCACGGACGUCUCACGCACCCCAGGCAGGAGCUCCUGUGCCCAGCCCCCAGGUCAAAGUCUUUCAUGCAGGCACUCAACAGCAGAAGAGCUUCACCCCGCCAGCUCCGUUUGUCAAUAAGCUUCAGGGCCCAAAGCCUGCCUCCCCUCAGUGUCACCGUUCCCUCCUCCAGCUCGUCAAGACAGCUACCAAAAGCCAGAGCUUCCAUCCUUCCACGCCAGUGUCUUCAGGAGGCACACCAGCCUCCAGCAGCAGCUCUCAUAAGACCCCAGCCUCGUCCUCCACUGCCCUGAGCCAUCCAGCAAAACAGCACUCAGCCAGCUCUUCAGGGCCGUCUUACAAGAACAGUCCCUUUGCCGGCUCUAUCUCCAAGCACGGGGUUUCUUCUGGCAGCUCUUCCUCUGGAGGAGCACCAGUCCAGAGCUCUGCUUCCGGGAGCUUGCUCCCUGCUGUGCAGCCUCCCUCCACAGGACAGUCCGCCAGCCGGCCCAUCCCAGGCUCUGCAGUGAAAAAACCGCCUAUUUCCCAGAAGUUGACCCUGGUGGCCCCUCCAGGUGGUCCAAAUGGAGAUUCUAGUGGGGGGACCCAGGGAGUGGCCAAGUUACUGACCUCCUCCCUGAAGCCCAGUGCGGUGAGCAGCGUGACAUCGUCUACCUCCUUGCCAAAAGGAACGAGUGGGGCUGUGCUGCUGACCAGCUCCUCACCCUUAAAUCUACUGUCUUCAUCCUACAAGGCAGGCAGCCCAAAGCUGCCUGGGGCCUUGAACUCGAACCCCUUGGGGAUUAUCUCCCAGCUCCCCCUCCACGUAAUCUCCUUUAGUGCUGACUCCUCCGCUAAAGCAGGGGUCUCCAAGGAUGCCAUCGUCACAGGCCCUGCCCCUGGGACGUUCCACCACGGCCUCGGCCACAGUCUCCUGGCUGGCUUGCACUCCAGCCCGCCCCGCGCAGCGCCUCUCCCACACGCUGCCGUGUCUACCCACAUCCCGCAGAGUCUGCCAGAUGCUUCUCAGCUUCAUGGGAAAGGGCCCAGUGUACCACGGAAAUUGUGACUUUCAAGGGAAAGGCUGGAAGCUGAACGAGUAGGUCUCGGAAGUCGGAUAAUAACUAUGCUCUUUCUGCCAUUGAUUUUCUUCUGGAGAAGGCAUGAGUGCUAAGUGGAGCGUCUCUUGGCACGUGUGAUGUGCCUUCAGUUAGGGGAGCAGCCCCGUGCUUCUCUGGAGGCCCUGACCAGCCUGGUGCUCCAGGCCUCUCAGCUCUGUUGCAGACAAUCGUCGGAGGGGCAGCGCUAGGCUGGGGAGUGUGCCGGGUCGUGUUCAGAGCUCUGGUGGUGGGGCAGAGCAGGUGGCGCACCUGUGCUUCACAUCUGCCCGACCCCCUCACAUUUGGUCAGAGUACCUCAUGGCACCCUACUGGUCCGGGCUCCUUCUGGCCACAGUGGGCUCCCUGGAUGGUCACGGUGUCCGUCCAUCCUCGGGCUGUGUGCUCAACAGGACAAACCCAGCUAACAUCACAGCUGGGAGAUGUACCUUGUUCUUUGAAAAAUACACCCAACGUGUGCUCAUCGUGAGGGCCCGUCUCUCCACUGAACAUGACAAUGAAGCUCUUUUAGAGAAAAGACCUUUGUAGAUUCAACAAUUGUGGUAGGAUUUUUAAAGACACUUAUUUUUGGCUCAGUUUUCAUCCUUACCAUUAAAUGCAUUGGAUAGAAUGGGACUAUUCUUCGCAAGUCAUGUUGUUCCUAGGAAGACAUAAUUCCAGUGCCUUUAUGGUGGAGCAGAAUUAGACACACAUCCAUUCAGCCCUCUGAGUGGAUCUCAGAUGAAGACCUUUUUUAAAGAGAUGUCUGUAUUUAAGACAUAGCCAGUUUGAGUUUUUUAUGGUUGCACAUCAUAAUCUGUGCCGUCCUGACUUGAAGGUCAUCUGGGCCCACAAAUCCCAGGCCCCAGUUCAGCCAGGGCCCCCACUUUGUUUUUCCAGAGUUCAUACAGGUGGACUGCAGAGCCCCAGAGCCCUUCUUCAUCUCUUCGAGGGCCAAGGAUAUGAGGGGUUCCAAGUCGCAGGUAGACAUUCCAGUUUAUUUAAAAACCAUUCUCAGGCAGAGCUGCAGGAACAGGCCUCCGUGAAGCAUCUGCCGUGUAGAAACAGGCCUGGAGGUCCUGGCUCUCCAGGCAGCAGGGCUAUGCAUUGACUUCAGGGUGACAUGCUGACGAGCUUGGAGAGCACGUCAGAGACAGAUUGGGACAGUUACCCCAGAGCUCAAGUCAUCCCACUGUUCCCACUCACCCAGUGGCUGCUUCACAAAGAUUUUACGGCGCUUGCCUGUCCUGUGCAGUCUGAACUGACUGCUCUAGCUAAGUGACUUCUGAUACGUUGAGAGUAAACAGCCUCCUCAGAAUGUACGCCUGUGUGGAGACAUGGGCAGCUCUCUUGGUUCCUGACUCCCAGGAUACAAUGCUUGGUAACUCACGAUUCACACAGAGGUUGCCUGGUUUCCAGGGGGAGCAAGACCUCUGCCAGCUAGUCGGCCAGGCCUGUGCUCUUUUUUACAUAAAAACCAACAUGUGUUUCACAUUGGGCUAAGUGGAUUCCUUAUCCCUUUAUUAUAUCUAUUUUUUGCAACUUGGGUUUCCAGUUUACAGAAUAGUCUUAGGUAGUAGCAAAAGAGCCAAAGAAGAGAUUUGUAUUGCUGAGCUCAGAGCCGCGCAGAGGCCGUCCGUGAACGCUGAGCAGCAGGAGAACACCCUGGUUCCCUUCCCUGCAGUGCUCCCUCCUCCCCGAGCACCACUGAGUGUGCGGCUGGAGCAGUACCCUCAUUUCUUAGGAAUCUAGUGAUGCCUCUUGCCUCAGGGAAACGUUUCUUUGAUGGGGAGUUUAUGAGGUUUCUUUUCCUUGUUGAUGCUUUAUUUGUGGUAACGAAAGAGUGAAUGACUUAAAGAGCCACGGCAAGGCAGGUCUGUUGGCGGAGCAGGCUCAUGGGCCACGGCGCUGCAGGGCUUUCCUUGCCGGCGUUUCUUGGGUGUGAAAGGGCUGUGGCUUUCAUGCAGCGACUAUGUUGGUGUUGGGGGUGGUGUGGAAAUUGUUAAUCUUGUAUAAAACCACCCAAUAAAUUGUUCCAAGGUUUCCAAAA